Molecule: messenger RNA, 1940 nt
Organism: Paramecium tetraurelia
Lineage: Eukaryota; Ciliophora; Oligohymenophorea; Peniculida; Parameciidae
Exons: 3
Molecular function (GO): nucleic acid binding
Source: RefSeq, a predicted model, not a curated record
AUGGCGGAAAAAGUUACCCAUUUGACACACGGAGCAUUAAAAAGCAUAGUAGAAACCCAAAAUGGUACAUUACAAUAUUGUGUUUAAAUUUUACAUGCAGAAGAAAAGAGUGACUUGGUAACAAAGGCUGGAAGUUUAUCACUAUGCACAUGCAGCGAUGGAUUUGCUAAAAUGACUAUGCAUUUUCUCAAUUUAAGCCCAUCCAUUUUAACUAAUAUCUCAAAAACUAAACCAAUUAUUAGGAUCUCAGAAUUGAAGAUGAAUUCAUCAUUUUAUAUUGUUACCAAACAUGAAAUCAUUUAUUAAGAUAAGGGUCAAGUCGGAUAGCCCUUAGAUUAUGAAGAAUUCAAGAGAUUGAAUUACACAAAUCCAAAUGGAAACACAGAAAUUCAAUUUGCAAAAGCGCCUCAUACUCUCCAAUUAAAUUCUAAUAAAAAAUAAUCCAUUUUACAAUAACAAUAAAAGUAGACCAACGAAAAUGUUAAUGCCGAUCAAUAGCAAGGUAAAUCUGCAGUUAAACUCUCAAUUUAAUAAAAGCAAUAAUAAUCUAGACCGGCAAUUUAAAAAAUUGAACAUAAAACUGAAUAUGCACCUUCUGAUUAAAAUCUAUUGAAAAUAACAGAGCUUUAUCCUGGAAUGAGAGGAUUCAAAAUCAAAGGAAGAAUUACCUCCAAAUCAGAUAAAACCUAAUUUAAAAGUGGAAAGGGAUAAUUAUUUUCCAUUGAAAUUAUCGACUCAGAAAAAUCAACUAUUUAGGGAGUAUUCUUUAAUAAUUAGUGUGAUAAGUUUUAUGAUUUAAUAGAUUUGGGAAAGGUUUAUUAUUUUGAAAAUGGGUAAGUCAAAACAAAUAGAUAUUCAAGCAAAAAUUAAAAUUAGAGCGAAUAUUAAAUUCAUUUUGAGGAAGCUUCCAAAAUAUCUGAAGCCUUAGAAGAUAAAGAAAUAGAUGCUUUUCCAUUCUAAAUUAAAUAAAUAGGAGAUAUUGAUAAUUUGUCUUAAGAUGAUAAAUGCGAUAUUCUUGGAGUAAUUACAGAAGUUAAACCUUUAACACAAGUUACAACUAAAUCAAAUGAAAAUAAGGCUAAGAAAAAUAUAACCUUAUUUGAUCAAACUUAAAGAGGAAUUGAUAUUGUUCUUUGGGGAGCAUAAGCUGAGAAAUGGCAAUUUUAAAAAGAUGAAAUCGUUGCAUUUAGAGGACUUAAGGUGACUGAUUACUAAACGAUCAGAAGUUUAACAGUCACAAAUUCAACUACUUAUGAAAAGGAUUUAACUAAAUUAUAGAAAAUAAAUGGAUUCCAAGAUUUUUAUGAUUUUUAUAGUCAAAAUAAGGAUUUUAUAGAAUCUAAACCAAAGGAAUCAAAAAAGAAGUUUGCCUUAUCAUACAUUGAAUAAAUUAAAAAGGAUUUUGAAGGAUAAAGAAACAAUAAGCUAACCAAAUUUUAUGAAGUCAGGGCCUAUAUUACCACAAUAUUUACCAAACUUCUUUAUUAUGAAGGAUGUGAUAUCUGUAAAAGAAAAGUCGUUUUGGUAUAAUCAACAAAACAAUUCUUUUGCUAAAAUUGCAAUCAAAACUUCAAUAAACCUAGUUACAAGUAUAUCUUUAAUGCUAAAAUUGCUGAUACUACUGGAAAUCUGCCUGUUAGCGUGUCUAAUGAUUAAGGAUAAUCAAUUUUAAAACUGUCCUGUGAUGAAUUUAAAGCCAAGGAGAAAAAUUAAUAAGAUGAAAUAAUCAAAAGGGCAAGUUUUUAAUAAUAUAGAUUCCUAAUUAUUGGCAAGAUGGAAACAUAUAAUGAUGAAAGCAGACCUAGAUUCUAGAUUUCAUCCAUUAUUUAGGAUGAUGUGGUUAGUGAUAACGAAGAACUUUAUAAUUAGAUCAAAUAAAUGCUAAACCAAAAUGAAUGAUUUAAAGUUUGUUUACAAUUUAUGCAUUCAUCAAUUAUUAA